Messenger RNA from Colossoma macropomum (tambaqui), 3993 nucleotides. It is a transcript of the gene cpa6, whose product is annotated as carboxypeptidase A6. Gene Ontology annotation, molecular function: zinc ion binding; metallocarboxypeptidase activity. NCBI's taxonomy places the organism in Eukaryota, Metazoa, Chordata, Actinopteri, Characiformes, Serrasalmidae. The record is from RefSeq and is a predicted model, not a curated record. The coding region runs from base 165 to 1457 and encodes 430 amino acids. Gene Ontology annotation, biological process: proteolysis. The transcript is spliced from 11 exons.
UUAAAACUCCGCGAUGGCGCUGGAAUCACACCUGCCCCCUUUUUCUGACCCUCGUAGUUGCCCCAGCGCGUGCAGGACCAACAUGCCCAGCAGCAGUAACAGCGUCCCAACUCAGCUGAAGCAGAAGAGCAGCACGUGCGCGGAUCUGUAGUGGUUUGUGAAGGAUGGCAGUGCUGCUGGCUCUCUGCGCUGCGGUUUGCUGCUCUGCUCUCCAGACUGUGGGCGUCAAGCUUUACUCCAACAGAUACGAGGGUGAUCAGGUGUUGAGAAUAAUCCCCAGCAGUCAUGUGGAGAUCCAGUUACUCAAACAGCUUUUUCAAAACAUGACGGUGGACUUCUGGCAGCCCAGCAGCACUUCUUUUAUCCACAUGGGCAGCUCAGUGGACAUCCACGUGGGACGAAACAGCACAGGACGUCUCAAAGCUCACCUCCAACAGACCCACAUCCACUAUGAGGUGCUCAUCCCUAAUCUCCAGAAGGAAAUGGAAAAACAGGCAGGAUAUCGAUCCUCCAGAAAGCGCCGUUCAGAAUUCCAGUACGACUAUGAAGUGUAUCAUCCGUUGGAGGAGAUCCAGAGUUGGAUGUUUGAAAUGAACCGGACACACCCGCACCUGGUGGACAUGUUUUCUAUUGGACGGUCCUACGAGGGACGGCCCCUGUAUGUGCUAAAGUUAGGAAACAGAAAACGGCUCCAUAAGAAGGCGAUGUGGAUAGACUGUGGAGUUCACGCACGCGAGUGGAUCGGCCCGGCCUUCUGCCAGUGGUUCGUCAGAGAAGCCGUGAACUCCUAUCUGCACGAUUCCAGUAUGAGGCGACUGAUGAAUCAGCUGAAUUUCUACAUCAUGCCUGUCUUCAAUGUGGAUGGAUAUCACUACAGCUGGAAAACCGACCGCUUCUGGCGGAAAACGCGCUCCAAAAAUGCCAAGUAUCACUGCCGUGGAGUCGAUGCGAACCGCAACUGGAAGGUGAAGUGGUGCGAUGAAGGAGCAUCCUUACACCCGUGUGACGACACAUAUUGUGGCCCUUUCCCUGAGUCGGAGCCUGAAGUGAAGGCCGUGGCCAGGUUCCUACGCAAGCACAGAAAGCAUGUCAAGGCUUAUAUAUCCAUCCACGCCUACGCUCAAAUGCUCCUGUACCCCUACUCCUACAAAUACGCCACCAUCCCCAACUUCGACUGUGUGGAAACAGCAGCGCAGAAUGCUGUGCGCGCCCUUUACUCUGCAUAUGGAGUGAGGUACAGAUACGGACCUGCCUCCACCACGCUGUACGUAAGCUCAGGGAGCUCUAUAGACUGGGCCUACAAGAACGGAAUCCCCUACGCUUUCGCCUUCGAGCUGCGAGACACGGGCUAUUAUGGCUUCCUCCUGCCUGAGGCCCUAAUCGGCCCCACCUGCAUGGAGACCAUGAGGGCAGUGAGAGCCAUUGCCUCGGGCUUGCUGAAGAAAUGCACCAGCUGAACCCUGAGGACAUCUCUCUCUUUCUCUCUCUCUCAAAUGCUCCAUCCCUUCCUCUUGCCCCUGGAGCAGCUUUCAAAGCUAACAUGUCCCUACUGGCUGUUCCUCAAUGUGUCAGCGCUGAUAUCUCAAAGUAUGUGUCAUGAGGGCAUCCAAAACAGCUGACACUGUGAACUGUGAGAAACAUUCUAGCUUCAGUGUUGAAUACUCCCUCAAGGUGUGGGUGGGUGAUAUGGACGAAAUGUUGUAUCACAGUACUUGGAGACCUUUUCACGAUACAUGAAAUAUAUCACGAUAUUUAGUGUUUUUGAGGUUUGCGAACAAGUUAAAAUACACUCAAAAAAGACUAAAAUCUAUGGGCAUAAGGAACAUUUAAGCAAAAUAGGAGGAAUAAUCAAGCAAUUGGUAAAAAUAAGCCACUAAAUUUUAAAUUAAGGCCAUAAAUGCAUUUUCUAAGUGUGACGCGUCAACCCUAUAGAAGCAUUUAAGUAGCAAAAUUCAAGUGAAUAUGUAAAAUGUGAAUGUAUUCUAAUGUUUGAAUUGAAAAUUUCCAAUUGCAAUUUUUGGCUCAAAAUGAAAAUUCAUAUUCAGUUUUAGUGUUUUAAUUUGCCAUUUGGUACACUAGUAUUGACAUUUCACUUACACAGAAAUUUAGAUGCUUUCCAAGAAACUUUAAUGAAAUUAAAAUAUAUUUUCAGGUCUGCAUAUUCAAUCCUUAUGUGGAAACACACAAUAUUGGUGUCAAUGUAAUAAUUAAAAUGUAAUUUACCGUAUUUGCAUUUGCACUCUCUAAUAAUAGUUUUCAAAUUGCACUGUCAAAAGAACACUAAGCUAGAAAAAUGGCAAAAUGCAUAUAAAAAGGAAAACAGUGCCUCUCCUCUUCUCCUUUUUCCAAUUACAUAUUCUCACCUACUGCACUCAUUCUGCCUUUGACCUGAUUGCAUUUAGGGUCAAAUUUUAGCAAAUGAAGCAAAUGCCAUUAUUCAUGAUUAACUACACAAAUACUGCUAUUAAUCAACAUAACUUAUUUUAAUCAUUACAAGUGGCAUAAUGGCCUGCUAUCCAGUUAUACACAGAAAGGCGUAAUAUAUCACAAUAACGAUAACAUAUUGUCAUAUCACCCACCCCUAGCUCAAAGUAAAACAGGAAUAUCACACUGUACACAGAUAUCUCUCUCAUUCUUAUACCACACUUACCCUCAUUUCCAUCAAACUGUUGUUCAGAGUGCCUUUGCCUCGUCCUGCAGCAAGGGGAAAUGCCCUGUGGCCUUUUGGAGAUGCACCUGUAAACAAAGUGUUUCUGAAGUGUCCUGCUGUUUCGGAGCACUUGCUGAACCUCACCUGCAGUACGAUCCAUAAGAAAAGCAAAGACCAAAGAAUGUAAACAUUGUAUACUUUUAUAUUCUAGUAAGUAUAUUUUGUAUAGUAUUUUGUAAUGGUGGCUUUAUACAUAAUGCAGAGCUACGAAACCAGGCGAAAGCUUCACUGAGCUGUGUUUGAUGUGCAAUGGACCAUUGAAGUACAUUCAAACAAUGAUGGGCAAAGUACAGGAAAUACUUCCUUAUGGGCUUUUCACUCUAUUUUUUAUGAUGUCAAGCAACAAUAACGACAUUUUUCAUAUAUUACAAUGACGAUAGCAUUUUUACUGUACUUCAGACAGGUUUCUGGCUCUUUUACUGUGCUAACCUAUUUAUAGAUAUAAACUGUUAUAAUAACUGUUCCUAAUACAGCACUGUGCAAAAGUCAGAGACCACACCUCAUUCAUUUGUUUUGCAGUGUCAGGAAACUCCUGGUCUCCAGUACUGUAUCAUGGAUGAUGGGAUAUGUUUUAUGGCCUGUAAUUUUUACAUGCAUAUUCAAAAAUGUUUUAUUAUGUUUAGCAUCUUAUACAGAAAAUAUGGGAGCGAUACCCAAAAUAAUGGAGUUUUUAUCUUUAUGGACUUUUUAUUAUGUUUUUAUGGCAUGAAGCUACAAUAUUGUAAUUUUUACUCUAUAUUACUAUAACUAAUACUUUGUACUGGAUUUCAUAUUGGUUUUUAUAUUCAAGCCUAUUUAUAGAGCGGUAAUUAUUUCAUAUAGUAUGCAAUAUGUGUGCUGGAUAUAAUGAUAAUUUCAGUACUGUUCCUCUGUUUAGUAUGUGACUGUAGUACUGCAGUUUUGUCUAGAAGUUAAAGAUGAAUAUAAAUCACCUGUUCUGGAUUGUACAACACACCCGAAUGCUGCGGCAGGGGUUUGAUAAUUCAAACAGAGGACCCUCCGAGAUGGUGUAUGCUGUAAUCUUUUCAUAAUGAAGGCUCGUCUUUGGGUUUUAUUCAGGCGGGCCCAUUGUAGGAGCUCAGAAAUAAAAGACUAGCCCCGCUCCUUUGAAACCUCACUCUGCUUUUAAUAAUUCAUUUCACAAGAAGAAGACUGUUGAGUCUUUGGGAUACAGCUGAGAGUCCUCCAGCAGUCUGCGCGUCUGUUCUGUCUGUGAGACGAGGAAAAUUGGGCGUUCAGCAAAGGGCUCAGAGAAGAAAACAGUCAGGCUACAAAUACCAGUA